AUGAAAAUCUUCGAGCGUCGGGGAGAAUACGACUUGAUCGUGAUUGAUCACUUGGGCUUGUCGAUCUUCUACCCUUUCGCGCACGGCACGCCGUUCGCAAUUUUUUCGACUUCAGCUCUCCUGCCAUGUCAGAGCGCAAGCUUGGGGAACGUCCCAAAUCCAGCUUUCGUUUCAAGUGCUCUCAUGGAAUUCAAGCAACCUUAUGGAACUUUCGACCGGCUCAAGAACAUUGUACUGACUUUCGCUCAGUGCUACGUUUAUUGGGCGAUCCCUUCACAAACAGAAAAACUGAUGAGCGAACGCUUCCCAUCGCUUCCGUCACUGAAAGAAAUCGAACGGAAUGCGAGCCUGCAUCUCCUGACGACCAGCUUAGCGUUGGAUGGUCCGCUGGCUCUGCUACCUAAUCAGGUGCCCAUCGCCGGACUCGUGCUGAUGCCGCCACAACCUCUACCCAAGACUAUCCAAGUCCUCGAAGACAUUUGUUAA
Molecule: messenger RNA, 486 nt
Organism: Hyalella azteca
Lineage: Eukaryota; Metazoa; Arthropoda; Malacostraca; Amphipoda; Hyalellidae
Product: UDP-glucuronosyltransferase 3A1-like
Exons: 4
Coding region: 1-486 (161 amino acids)
Molecular function (GO): UDP-glycosyltransferase activity
Source: RefSeq, a predicted model, not a curated record